CAAUCUAGUGUCACUUCCGUGCCACUGCUCCCUCCGAAGCCGUAUUGGCCGCCCUUGGCUUGGACUCAACCCCCUCAGCUUAUCCACACAUCCCUUAGUCGCUGAGCAUACACACCCUUAAACCAUGGCAUCCCCGGCAUACAAAGAUGCCUCCGAGCUAGAGGUUGGACAUUCGGAAUUUGUCUCUGAGAAGGAACUCGUCAGCCGAGGUGACAGCAACUCUCAAUCAAGCACCCGGCAGCAUCAAGCCCUGAGAGAAAACAUGCCUUCCGCACGCCGUCUUUUGCUGGUUCUGUCGCUGUCGUUGCUGGUAAUUUUUGGGGUCGCAACCGCCGUGUCCCCGGGAGAAUGGGCUCAACGAUCAGGCCAACAUGAAGGGGUGGAAGGAGGCGAAGAUGGCGGGUCGGCCCCGAAAGGAGCACCCUCAUUCCGCCUGCUGGUCGAGCACGCCUCGCCGGAGUCCCUCCAUGAUCUCCUACACAAGUACUUCCCAGACCGCUUCAAGCAUGGCAUCUGGCCGUCCGAGCACUCGGCCAUAGAAGCCGUCCAUCGUAACGAUGCCGUGCUGGCAACAUCAAUCGCUCAGCUGGCGAAGCGUGAUGACACCAACACCACGGCCACUCCACCUCCGUCGACCUCGCCUCCGAGCAGUGACCCGACGACGGCUCCCACUUCCUCGUCUGGUGACGACACAGCGGCCGAGAGCAACCCUCCUACCACAUCUACAGGAGACUCAGACCCUCCAACAAGCUCCGGUGAUAGCAGUACACCGCCGCCUUCCUCAAGCUCUCCGCCUCCCAAUUCUGAUCCUCCUACUUCUGAUCCCCCUACUUCUAAUGCUCCUACUUCUGAUCCCCCUAGCACCUCUCCCGAGCCGACUUCGACAUCCUCGAAAACUUCGAGCACGUCAUCUCACCACUCGAGACCGACAACGGCAACAUUCACGUCGACCAACUCGGAUGGCGGGCUGGUUAUCGUAACGGCGACAUCGUACGUUGACGCGGAUCCCGCCGAAACAGGGGCCGCCAGCUCGACCAGGCCAUCGGGCAGUCUGCAAACGAAUGCGGCGCCGCUCCGUCACGGCCGGAAUGAGGUCCUCGGGGCCAUGGCGGCUGGGGUGGUUGUUGCUGGGGGGAUUUUGCUGGUUUAGGACCGCGUCGGGGACAUAACAACAUUACAUAAAGACCACACGGCGGCGAUCAAUUCUGUACAUCACCAAGGGCCCGGGUUUAACUACAUACAUUCCUUGCACCACGGUGUCUUGGGUUUUGUCUUAUUUCA
Phialemonium atrogriseum is the source of this 1281-nucleotide messenger RNA. RefSeq lists its product as uncharacterized. NCBI's taxonomy places the organism in Eukaryota, Fungi, Ascomycota, Sordariomycetes, Cephalothecales, Cephalothecaceae. The coding region runs from base 125 to 1150 and encodes 341 amino acids. The record is from RefSeq and is a predicted model, not a curated record. The transcript has 2 exons.